UCUGUCAUUGCAGGGUCCCAUGUUUCCGUUGCUGGGAAGUAACUUAAAAUAUUUGAUAGAGCCGAAGGAAGAAAUAGAGUCCUUGAGGGGCAGCCCCUGAUUUCAUCUGUGAGGAAUUCACGGGACGGCUUCUUUCUGAAGUCAGGGGUGAGGUGGUUUCGUGUGUUUGCUUACAAGCGAGCUGAAUAACGUGUAAGCUAUGUCGGUCGGUCUACUCAGCGACAGUAAGUCCAGUUCGGCAAAUAGGUUGGAGGAGACUGAUUUUGGACAUUUUCCGUUAAUCGAAAGAGCUAAAUCUACAGGUAUAAGGUCUUGACAAAAUUAUGCUUCAUACGCAGAGGCAGUACAUGCCAGUAAUUUUUUCAUUUGCAACUACAUAACCCUAUGGGAAACAGUUAUUGGUCUUUAUUUAGUUAUUUAUUUUGAGACGAAGUCUCACUCUCUCGCCCAGGCUGGAGCGCAGUGGCGCCAUCUCGGCUCACUGCAACCUCCGCCUCCUGGGUUCAAGUGAUUCUCCUGCCUCAGCCUCCCGAGUAGCUGGGACUACAGGCACCCGCCACCACGCCCGGCUAAUUAUUUUGUAUUUUUAGCACGGGUGGGGUUUCACCAUGUUGGCUAGGCUGGUCUCGAACUCCUGACCUCAAAUGAUCACCCCUCGGCCUCCCAAGGUGCUCGGAUUACAGUCAUGAGCCACCGCAUCCGGCCUAUUUUUAUUUUUUAAAGUUUUUUAGAGACGGGGUCUUGCCUUCUUGCCCAGGCUGGUCUCGAUCUCCUGGGCUCAAGCCAUCCUCCCGCCUCGGCCUCUGGGAGUGCUGGGUUUACAGGCGUCAGCCACCAUGCCCAGCCUGAACGUCAAGGAAAAAGUGUGCAAGGGGAUGCACGAGCAGAAAGCUUGAGUGCUAGCGCCUUAAGGUGACAUUCCUUAGCAUUCCAGUCCAAAGAGGCUGUCUCAGUGCCUGCCUGUGGGUCACAGGUUAAUGCCCCUCCUCCCAACAGCCAACCGGUUACCAAGUCCUGCUCGAGCCCCCUCCUUAAUCCUCUCUAGAAACUGGCUCCCGUUGUGUUGUUUCCCAGCCUCUUCCACCAUAACAUGGAAGCCAUCAUCUUUGCUUUUUGGAUUGUUAGGAUGUCUCCGUAACUCCUGUUGAGUUCCAGAAGUCCUGUCACUACCUCUCACAUAGCAGACAGGGUGAUCUCUCCAAAAGCCAUCACUCAUUGACUCUAUCCUUCUAACAUCCCUUGGGGACUCCCCAAUUGCCUGUGUAAAGUUAGCGCAGCUAUAAGUCUGCACUCCUGAUCUUACUCUCUGCUCCAGCCAUCCCAGCUGAUUGGAGGUUUUCUCAUGUCAGCAAGCUUUGUUAUCGCUAUGCUCUUAGUCUGGGCCCUAGCUAACAGCCUUACCUAGGCUAACUCCUGCUCACCUCCUCAGUAGAGACGUGGCUUUCUCGGGGAAGUCUUCCCUAACAAAGCUGGAUUGAGUGCCUUUCCUUUAUGCUUGCACAGAAUCCUAACUUAGCUCUUCGUAGCUCUUAGCACACGGUCCGUGUGGUUGCUGUCUGAUGGGAUGUCAUGAUUCACCAUAAAAUGGUAAGCUUCAUGUGAGUUGAUUAUGGCUAAAUCGUAAUAGGAGCUCCAUAAAUAUUUAUUUGUUGAGUGAUGAAGGAAUAAAUGAGUGAAUGAUUAUGAGGAUCUUAACUGGAAGCAAUACUAGCAAAAAUGGAAAGAGACCUUCAGUCAGGAUGGAAAUGAGCAGUCCUUGGUGACUGACAAUUUGUGGGAGCUAAGAAGGAAGACCAGAGUGAUGCGGGUGAGUAGCCCAGCUGAUGAGGUGGUGGCACCAACUGAGAAUGAUCAUGAAGAAGAAGGAGGUGCAACAACAAGGGAAAGGUGGUGAGUUCACCGUGGGCCUCAUUCAAUUGGAGGUGCCUGUGGGACACAUCUAAAGCUCAAGGGGAAGAGCAGGGCUAGAGUUGAGAGUUGAUGGGUACAGUAUUCAGAGGAAGCCCAUGGAGACAAGGAGUGGAUCAAGUCCAGAAUGCAGAGCUGCAAGCUGUAUUCACUAAGGAAGAAGCUGCCUAUGAAGGGUAGCAAGAAAGUGGCCGGGGGGUCUGACAAGAAGCAGGGGCUUCAAAGGCGCUCCCUGAAGCCACAGGGUGUCGGGUUUCGAGAAGCUAUGUUAGCAGUUUCCAGGCGGCAGGGAAGUCCAGGGUGAAGGUGCCAAAACUCCCCAUUUGAUGGUUUUUGGUGAGAGAGCAAGAAGUUGAGGGAUGCGAUGGGAAUGGGAAACAUUGGAGUGUGGUGAGCAGGGGUGAGGUGAAGACAGCGUAGUAUGUUGAAGGUUUUCAGAAGCCAUUAGGGCCAUGCACUUAUGUACUGAGAAGUGAGCAGUGAGCUAGAUGCCACGAAACGCUGCAGCAGCAGGUGAGACUGAGGAGCAGGGAGGGGGGUCAAGGAUAAUUUCUCAGCUUCUGGCCUAUGAAUUUAUAGGGUGGUGGGACCAUCCUCUGGAUAGGGAACGCCAGAGAAGAGCCUGGAUGUAUGUAGUAGGGAGGUCAGAAGUCCUAAGCUCAUUUUGCAUGUGUUAGGUAGGUUUUGAAGUGCAUUUGAGGCAUUCACGUGGAGAUGCCAGGGGAGCAGGUGAAUGAUGGUGCCCAGAUCCAGGCAGAGAUAAAGGCAACUACAGCCAGGUGCGCAUGAAGUCUCCGUGGAGAAGGUAUGGGUGGAGGGAGAGGAGAAGAGCCUGGGCCAGAGCCCUGAAGACACCAGCAUGGAGGGUCACCAAGAGUGCAGGAGAGCAGGAAAGAGGUAGGUGGGUCCCAGGACAGGAGAGGGUGCAGGGCCACACGGGUUGACAUCUGGGACAGUGACAAGGACUUCAGCCUGCUGGAUUCAUCAGCUGCCUGAGCUUUCCUAUGACAGAGGUGGGCAUGUGGACGAGAGAAACCAAAGGCUUGGCCCUUACAGUCAGCUGAGGGGCAACCAGGUGUUGAGAGUUUCCAGUGUCUUGCAAGCUGAGGUGGUGGCUUUGAACUUGAGUUGUUUCAUAUUGAAAGAGAUGAACAGAAAGAGGAGUGCUAAAGGUAUAUUAAUCUUAAAAGAACAUUAAUGAGUUUUUAAAAAGGGGAAAGCAGUUUGCCCAGGCUGGAGUGCAAUGGCGUGAUAAUGGCUCACUGCAACCUAUACCUCCCAGCUAAUCCUCCCAUGUUAGCCUCUUGAGUAGCUGGGACUACAGGCGGAAGCCACCACACCCAGCUAAUUUUGUUUAUUUUUUGUAGAGGAGAGGUCUCACUAUGUUGCCCAGGCUGUUCUCAAACUUCUGGGUGCAAGCAGUCCUCUUGCCUCAGCCUCCCAGAGUGCUGGGAUUACAGGUGUGAACCACUGCAUAGAGUGCUUCCUUUACUCAAAUCAUAGAAUGUUUAAAAAACCAGGAUAUCAGCCAUGUUUCAAAACCACAUUAUUCCCAUGGAUGUUUUGUUUUACUCUCAAAACCCAAAAGCAUAAAAUCAAACCCCUACAUACUGGAGACUUCAGGCUUUCAAAGAGAUUGGGCAAAUCAAACCACCUUAUUUUUCAGGAUAAUUGAUAAACCCAUCAGUUGUUGAUGCUUAGAAUGGUUAGUAGAAGUAGGUAGGAAACACUCAGACCUCAAUUUUCAUGGACUUCACUUUUCACAGUAUUUUAAACAAUUAGAGAUGUUGGAAAGAGGUAAGGAAGAAUUUUACUAUUUAGUCUGCUGCACAUAUUCUUUUUUUGUUGUUGUUUUGUUUUGUUUUUUUUGUUUGAGACAGAAUUUCACUCUUGUUGCCCAGGCUGGAGUGCAAUGGCACGAUCUUGGCUCACUGCAACCUCCGCCUACCGGUUUAAGGGAUUCUCCUGCCUCAGCCUCCUGAGUAACUGGGAUUACAGACAUGUGCCACCACGCCCGGCUAAUUUUGUAUUGUUAGUAGAGAUGGGGUUUCUUCAUGUUGGUCAGGCUGGUCUCGAACUCCAGACCUCAGGUGAUGCACCUGCCUGGGCCUCCCAAAGUGCUGGGAAUACAGGCAUGAGCCAUGGCGCCUGGCCUGCUGCACAUACUCUGACACCAUGUGUCUGGUGAACCCAGUCCCUGUAAAGAAUCUUCACUGGUGAUUGUUUGAUAUAGGUGACCUUCCCCCUCCCUCUUUUUGCCUGAUUUUAUUUCCCUUUCUAGAUUAUACUACUAAAUUAGAAAGCACUGAAUAUUUUGUAAGUUUGUUUGGGUGAGAGCAAGAAUAAUCUUUUCUUGAUUUUUAUUUUUAUUUUUUUAAGACCUUUAACUCCUGCUGAGGUUGAGACAAACCGUAUCUAGCAUACUGUUACCUGAAACAAAUGUGGUAGGAGGGAAGGUGAUACAGUCCUGCCAUUGCAGACCAGUGGGAAAGGCCAAAGAGUGUUUUGAGUAGCAAUGUACAUGGUCAAAGCAUUGUUUAUAUACUAUUUCAUUUGAGUUUGAUUAUGUAGUUUGAACCUGGCUGGUCAGGAUUUGAUAGACAGUUAUUGGUUUGGGAUCUGACUUUUCUUUUUUAUAAAAAUUAACAAAAAAUAUAUGUAAAUAUACACACAUACAUGUGGAUAGUUCUCUCUGUGUCUUAAGUUAUUUGUAUGCAUGCAGCUGUUGUGAUCACGUGUCUGAUGGGCAGGUAGAAGUAGAAAUAAGAGUUCCUAUGUUUCCCAGGCUGGCCUUCAACUCCUGGGCUCAAGUGAUCCUCUCUCCUGGGCCUCCCAAAGUGUCAGGAUUACAGGCGUGAGCCACCGUGCCUGGCCCUACAUUUACUCUUUAAAUACUUUCCUAUUGGAAUGAAAGAGGCAGGGUGGCUCACACCUGCAAUCCCAGCACUUUGGGGAGGCUGAGACAGGGGAAUCCCUUGAGGCCAGGAGUUUGAGACCAGCCAGGUCAACAAAGCAAGACCUCCCUGAAGGGAAAAAACCUCCAGUUCCCAUUUGGGUGUCUUCUGGAAACUGCUAAUACCUCAGUCUUUGUUGUUGUUGUUGUUGGUAUUUCCUCCAAACACACUCUUUCUCAGUUUUACCAUUUUGUUUUUGUGAACUAAGCAAGAGCAGGAAUUAAUUUAUAUAGUUAUUCGUAUCCGGACAAAUUCUGGAAGGUUACUGGAGUCUCUUUCACUUCUUAAAGUGUUUUCAUUUAAGAAAAAAAUCUUUUAUUGUAGCCUGCACAAUUGUAGCCCUAUCCUUCCCCCAAAGGUCCCAUACUCCCAAGGCAUUGAGGUUAGGUAGAAGGCCCAAGAAUGGGGCCGGGGCCCAUUGCGUCUGGAAUGCAGUGUGAACUCAUGGCUGUCUUUGACCUUAUGGACAUCCCUGCACCUUCCUCCUGGUGCUCGCCAGCAGGUGCAGGAAUUCAGUCGUCUAUGGGUUCGUUUCCCCUUUUUCGCGGGUCUCUAUUCCGUGGUGUGAAGAGCCUGUAAGGGUAAAUGUCCUAUUUGGGUACAACCACUUUACUCUUAUUCUGUCAGAAUCUGUCCAAGCGUUUUUUUGGCUUUCUUGUUUGCUGUGUUCCUUUAAAGAUGGUUGAGAUAAAACCAGUCAGAAAAGAAAUAGUUUUUUGCCCUAUACUUAACUAAAAUAUUGAUUUAUUCCAAAGUUGUUUUUAUUUACUUUUCACUGACCUCAAAGAGAAAACUUAGACACCUGAGAAACAUGAAACAUUCUCAGAGGAAGGAGUGAUAAGCAUGGUUCUGUAUUAAUGUGUUCACUCCUUAGAAGAUAUAGAAAUACUGCAGCUCAGGCCAGGCACUGUGGCUCAUGCCUUCGGAAUCCCAGCACUUUGGGAGGCAGAGGCGAGUGGAUCCCUGGAGUUCGAGACCAGCCUGGGCAACAUAGUGAAACCCCAUCUCUACAAAAAAUACAAAAAUUAGCCAGGUGUGGUGGCAUGCACCUGUAGUCCCAGCUACUCGGGAGGGUGAGGCAGGAGGGUUGCUUGAGCCUGGGAGGCAGAGGUUGCAGACAGCCAAGAUCACACUACUGCACUCCAGCCUGGCAACAGGGUGAGACCUUGUCUCAAGGAAAACAACAACACAAACUGCAGCUCAUUCUUUCUAAAGGUAUCUGGAAAAUGACAGAACUGAGAAUAACAUCCAGAUUCAGUUCCCUGCCAUGAGAAGUUCCUUUUGCCUUGUUUGUGGAUAUUGUUGUCAGUUCAUUGCAGCUGUCUUGAGUAACUUACAGAGGCUAAUGUGACCAAAGAAAGAUCCAUCCCUUGUUGUUUUUCUAGUUAAAAGUCACAGCACAGGUUUCUGGUAACAUACAAAUGAUAAGACACUGUCCAUAAUUCUAAUUACAAAAAUUCAGUUUGUAUAGUAAUUUGGUACAGCAUUAAGGGGGGUGAUGCCCUCCUCCCAUCUCAUUUCCCUCCCUUUUUCCUGUUUCACAUUUAUUCUUUUGUCUAAAAGACAGAAAAUUGGUAUGAUUCUCCUAUGCCGCAUAGAACCUGUAGCUCCAUCACAUCCCACAGCUUUCUAGAGGUCUUUGGGGUUGGAACACAAAGUUUAACUUCUGUUUCUGUUUUUCCUUGAAUUAUUUUGUUUCCUGGCCCUUUUCCAUUUUGCCGGUUCCCCUUAUCUUACCCACUGUCGUCCAUGCUCUCCCUCUGUGUUGGUUGUCUCAAAACAGCAUUCAGCGGAAUUCAUUGUGUGGGUGAAUUCUGUGAAGUUGCCUUUUCUGGCAGUGCUGUUACUCAGUGAUGCACAAACAUAGCAUUUGCCCUCUGGUAGACAAAGAUCUGUGUUUUUUGUUUGUUUGUUUCUUUCUUUGAGACAGAGUCUCGCUGUCACCCAGGCUGGAGUGCAGCGGGUUCAAGCGAUUCUCCUGCCUUAGCCUCCUGAGUAGCUGGGAUUACAGGCACCUGCCACCACGCCCGGCUAAUUUUUGUAUUUUUAGUAGAGAUGGGGUUUCACCAUGUUGGUCAGGCUGGUCUUGAACUCCUAACCUCAGGACCUCAGGCGAUCCGCCCACCUCGGCCUACCUAAGUGCUGGGAACAGGCUUGAACCACCGCGCCCGGCAGAUCUGGUUAGUAUUCUUUAAAGGAGCCAAAGGCAGUGCUUUACUGUUUGCUUUGAGGGGAAGUAGUGGACGAUUUGAUUGUGACACCUUUUAGCAUUGGUGAGUUGAUUUAUCUAAAAUUAACUGUUAAAGUUAGCUGGCCUUAUACAAUGUAAAAGUAAAGAAAAUUCAUCAGUUUCUCAAAAAAAAAAAAAAAAAAACCAGCACGCAGUGGCUGAAGUUUUUGUUAGCAAUAAGAAAACAGUAGGCAUAUAUAUAUACUUUUUUUUUUUUCUGGGAAUCCACGUUCUCCUCCUGGGUAAAGGAGAGGGUUGUAUUUUGUGAUUCCUUUUUCCUGCCCCAAGUGGCUGGCGAUACAGCCCCCGGCGCGCCGGGCACUGAGGCCCUGGAGCACAGCGUGGGGGGCCUGGCACAGACACGACUCACGACCGGGCCGAUCUCCGGCCAGAACUAUGUUCCGGCCGCCCGGUCGCGGGCCCGCGGUGCAUCCCUGCAGGCCUCCAUCCUGCCUCGGCAGAGGUCUGCAAGAAUCCUGUGGGUGUCCCCCGGAGCGGGCAGAGGAGGAGCCCAGCGCCGAGGCCCAGGCGCGCCCCGCCCUCGCCCCUCCCCGUGCCCCUCCCCCGCUGCUCCCCUCCCAAAGGCCGAGACCUGGACGCUGCCCGGUGGCCUCGGCGGGGGCCUGUCCUUGGCCGCUGCCUCUCUGAAUCCCAGGUGAGAAGAAUAAAACGUCCUGACGCUGUCCGGCUUCCGGUUCUUGGAGAGGACGGGCCGUCUCUGCCGAGAGAACUGUGCGGAAUCAGGAAGCGCUGGUGCUCCUUCGCUUUCACGGGACUAAGCGAAAUCCGGCUUUAAACGAAGUAAAGCCGGCUGCCUCCUGGAGUAUUUUUGUCAUAGUAUUUUUAUUUUGGGUCAGGGUAUUCUGCUGCGGACCCUGAGUCUUAGGAGGGAGGCUUAUAGCAGCGGAAAGCCAUUUUUUUUUUUUAAAGAAUUGCUGAGUUUUCCGGAUUGUACUUUCAAAGACUUUCCGUAAAACUUUGCGUGGCAUGGGGGUUGCAGAAACUGGUGUGUACACAUUACAAAAGUGUACUGUUUACACCUAUUUGUGAUGCACCCAUCGUGUUUUUCUCCGUGAACCACCUAUUAAGCUUCCUGCUGGAGCGCUCUUGGCCCCCUUCCUGCUUUCUGGGCCACAUCCUGUUGUAAAUCGGUGCUACUUGUGGGGUUUUGUUUGUGAAUUGGGGAUAUUUAAGGAACAAUUUAUUGAAACAACUGAAGACUUUGUUUCCUCCUUUGGGUUUUACUUUUAAAAUAAAUUCGGUUAGGAAAAAGUAUUCUUUUGCUAGUGGAGUUCAAAUUCAAAUACCCAGACUGUAGAUUCUCCAAAUGCCUUUCUCACCAGGGAGGGCAGCUCCCAGGAGUAGUGACGGCAGGUAAGCUGGAAUAGAGCUGACUUCGUCACCUUGUAGGUGGGGAAGGCCAGAGUGGAUAGUCUGGCCAGGCCCUCCACAGCCGAGCCAGCUUCUGCUGGGGGGCGGGGGAGAUGAGAACGAGAGGCAGGUUCCAGUAUCCUCUGGACUUGCAGGAAGGAAGGCAUUCUGCGUAUCGCUGAGCACUGCGGUGAGCUGAGUGAGGGUUCCCUUUCCUCAUGUUUUCCUGCCUUUUUCUUCCUCUUGGUUCUCUUGUCCCUGAGCCGCCUUGUCCACUCUUUCUAUUCCCUUAGUGCCUUUCCAUCUGUCUCUCCUGAGUGCCCAGCGUGAAACUGUACCCAAGAGUUAAAAUCUCUUAAAAAUCUCACCAUCUUGGAGAAACAAAUUGUGGCUGGUUUAAAGAUCCUCAGCUAAAGAGACUGGGCUGAGGUUCCCCCAUACCAGUUGGAUUUAGAGAGAGCCUCUUGUAGGGAGGCCUCAUGUGGUCUUCACCUGGGCCUCAGCAUGUGAGCCCUCCUUUAACAGAGAGCUUGCCCAAGAUCUCACUGCUUGUUAAAGGUGGUCUCAACCCCGUCUGUCUUCUAAGUUUCCCACUACCCCAUGUCUGAGAGCAAAAAGCCCUCUUUGCAACCUGAGGACACACUCAAGAUGGAAGACUGUCAAGCCCAUCCCUGCCAGAUUCUAUUAAUGUGGUCCUAAUGGGCCACACCAGCAAAAACAAGCUGCGUUGUAUUCCUUUGAAGAAAACUAAGUCUGCCUCAGAAACUGGCAGACCCUGUAAUCUUCAGCGGUAUUAUUAAAAAGCACACCUGCCUCAAAGCCCCUGGUUCGUCCAUGGAAGCAUCGCAGAAGCCUCUGUAUUAGGGGCAGCUUUACGGCACUCUGGGCCCCUUUUACUCUUGGCCAGGGCCAACGCCAAAGGCUAGAUGGUCCAUGCUUCCAGGUAGCGCAUCACUGUUCACAGAAGCGGAAACAAGUAGUGGGGCCACCUCCACCGCCCCCCCCCCAGGUCCCUGCCCUCGGAGCAAGUGGCCAGUGCCCAUGGUGCCCCCUCCCAGUCUCUUUCCUGCAGUAUCUGGGUACAGACAGGUGAUGGAGUGUCACUCUAGUUACUAUUGAGCGAACUGAAGAAAAUCCACAUGGAAGGUUGACAUCUACCAUACCUCACUUUCCCCUCUCUUGAUAGUGUCUAAUCUUUCCCUCCAACCCCUGUGGGCAAACAUGUCCAUGCGUUCUUUGAGUUCUAGCUACUGGUCAGUAGUUCUGAGUGUAGGAUUGACAUGGUGGGAGGAGGCAGAGCUUUGGGACCACACCGCCAAGGUCCCUGGGGCCUAGAGGUCUAGCGUGCCCGCCUCCCUUCCUCGCUGUGCUCCUUUCUCUCCCCCCACCCCCACGCUCCUGGUUUCUGGAGCCGAGCUUGGGGUGGGGAGGCAGCAGGGUAGGGUCUUCAAGUUGGAGAGAAACCCCGCCCACACCUGGACCUCGCCCCUCGCUGCCAUUCCCAGCCGAGGCCGUCAGGGGCCCGCGGUUUGAGAAACACAAUCUGGAAGAGAAAACCUGGGCCUUUUCUUCUUUUAUCCCCUGUCCCCGCCCCCCCACACCUCUUACAAAUUUAGCCCAGGAGCUUUCUAUCCCCACCGACUUGAAGGGUUUAUCGGUCUUAAGAGCGAAAUCCUGGCGGAGUGCAGUCCCUCGGGGCUAGCAUCCACGUUCCGCCUGCGCCCUGCCCGGGCUGUUCCGAGGGAUCCCCGCAAGGGCACUGCCCCAGCUUUCACUCUUGGGGUCGGGGAAAUAAGGUGUCCACAAAGGAUGCAAGCAAGUCAUUGUCAGUGCAGACCCGAAGGGCGCGUCCGGAGUGCAGGAUCUUACUCCACGGGAACAGCCUCUAGAUAAUCUGAGUUGUUGAAAAUACGAAGCCUGUUACUCGUGAACAGUGGCUGACAACAGUGGUGUUGUGAGCCUGGCUGUCUGCUUGGACCCAGAGGUUUCGUCUGCCAGGGUUUUUGGUUGUAUUUAGGAUUUCAGGGAAAAGUGUCCAAGCUUUCAGUGUUGGAGCAGGUAUGGACGACAAAGGUGACCCGAGCAAUGAGGAGGCACCUAAGGCCAUCAAACCCACCAGCAAAGAGUUCAGGAAAACAUGGGGUUUUCGAAGGACCACUAUCGCCAAGCGAGAGGGCGCAGGGGACGCUGAGGUUGACCCACUGGAGCCGCCACCCCCACAGCAGCAGCUGGGCCUGUCCCUGCGGCGCAGUGGGAGGCAGCCCAAGCGCACUGAGCGCGUGGAGCAGUUCCUGACUAUUGCGCGGCGCCGUGGCAGGAGGAGCAUGCCUGUCUCCCUGGAGGAUUCUGGUGAGCCCACGUCAUGCCCCGCCACAGACGCCGAGACAGCGUCCGAGGGCAGCGUGGAAAGCGCUUCUGAGACCAGAAGCGGCCCCCAGUCUGCUUCCACAGCUGUGAAGGAACGACCAGCCUCUUCUGAAAAGGUGAAAGGAGGGGAUGACCACGAUGACACCUCCGAUAGUGACAGCGAUGGCCUGACCUUGAAAGAGCUUCAGAAUCGCCUUCGCAGGAAGCGGGAACAGGAGCCCACUGAGAGGCCCGUGAAAGGGAUCCAGAGUCGCCUGCGGAAGAAGCGCCGGGAGGAGGGUCCCGCCGAGACUGUGGGCUCCGAGGCCAGUGACACUGUGGAGGGCGUCCUGCCCAGUAAGCAGGAGCCCGAGAACGAUCAGGGGGUUGUGUCCCAGGCUGGGAAAGAUGACAGAGAGAGUAAGUUGGAGGGAAAGGCGGCUCAGGACAUCAAAGAUGAGGAGCCUGGAGACUUGGGCCGACCGAAGCCUGAAUGUGAGGGUUACGACCCCAACGCCCUGUAUUGCAUUUGCCGCCAGCCUCACAACAACAGGUUUAUGAUUUGCUGUGACCGCUGUGAAGAAUGGUUUCAUGGCGAUUGUGUGGGCAUUUCUGAGGCUCGAGGGAGGCUUUUGGAAAGGAAUGGGGAAGACUAUAUCUGCCCAAACUGCACCAUUCUGCAAGUGCAGGAUGAGACUCAUUCAGAAACGGCAGAUCAGCAGGAAGCUAAAUGGAGACCUGGAGAUGCUGAUGGCACCGAUUGUACAAGUAUGGGAACAAUAGAGCAGAAGUCUAGCGAAGACCAAGGGAUCAAGGGUAGAAUUGAGAAAGCUGCAAAUCCAAGCGGCAAGAAGAAACUCAAGAUCUUCCAGCCUGUGAUAGAGGCACCUGGUGCCUCAAAAUGUAUUGGACCCGGGUGCUGUCACGUGGCGCAGCCCGACUCGGUGUACUGCAGUAAUGACUGUAUCCUCAAACACGCCGCAGCGACAAUGAAGUUUCUAAGCUCAGGUAAAGAACAGAAGCCAAAGCCUAAAGAAAAGAUGAAGAUGAAGCCAGAGAAGCCCAGUCUUCCGAAAUGUGGUGCUCAGGCAGGUAUUAAAAUCUCUUCUGUGCACAAGAGACCAGCUCCAGAAAAAAAAGAGACCACAGUGAAGAAAGCAGUGGUGGUCCCUGCGCGGAGUGAAGCACUCGGGAAGGAAGCAGCUUGUGAGAGCAGCACGCCGUCGUGGGCGAGCGAUCACAAUUACAAUGCAGUAAAGCCAGAAAAGACUGCUGCUCCCUCGCCGUCACUGUUGUAUAAAUCCACGAAGGAAGACAGGAGGUCCGAGGAGAAAGCGGCAGCCACGGCAGCCUCAAAGAAAACAGCCCCUCCAGGCUCCGCGGUGGGCAAGCAGCCUGCACCUAGAAACCUCGUGCCAAAGAAAUCUUUUGCUAAUGUGGCAGCAGCGACACCAGCCAUUAAAAAGCCACCCUCAGGUUUCAAGGGCACCAUCCCCAAGAGGCCAUGGCUCUCCGCUACCCCAUCGAGUGGUGCUUCAGCUGCCAGGCAGGCCGGACCGGCACCUGCAGCGGCGACGGCUGCCUCCAAGAAGUUCCCCGGCUCCGCUGCUUUGGUGGGAGCCGUAAGGAAGCCAGUGGUACCUUCUGUUCCAACGGCCUCGCCAGCCCCAGGACGCCUUGGGGCUAUGAGUGCUGCACCAUCGCAGCCAAAUUCACAAAUUCGGCAAAAUAUCAGACGCUCCUUAAAAGAGAUUUUGUGGAAAAGAGUCAAUGACAGCGAUGACUUAAUCAUGACAGAAAACGAAGUAGGAAAAAUUGCCCUCCAUAUUGAGAAGGAGAUGUUUAACUUGUUUCAAGUUACAGAUAAUCGCUACAAGAGUAAAUAUCGCAGCAUCAUGUUCAACCUGAAGGACCCUAAAAAUCAGGGACUCUUCCAUCGUGUUCUGCGUGAGGAAAUCUCUUUGGCGAAACUUGUGAGACUGAAGCCAGAAGAACUUGUAUCUAAAGAGCUUUCCACGUGGAAAGAGAGGCCAGCGAGAUCUGUGAUGGAGUCCAGAACUAAACUGCACAAUGAAAGCAAGAAGACGGCCCCCAGGCAGGAGGCCAUCCCCGAUCUGGAGGACUCUCCGCCAGUGUCGGAUUCAGAGGAACAGCAAGAGUCAGCACGUGCUGUCCCUGAGAAGAGCACAGUGCCGCUUCUUGACGUCUUCAGCAGCAUGUUGAAAGACACCACCAGUCAGCACCGCGCACACCUCUUCGAUCUCAACUGUAAAAUUUGCACAGGCCAGGUUCCCUCCGCAGAAGAUGAGCCAGCUCCGAAAAAACAAAAAUUGUCAGCUUCUGUUAAGAAAGAAGACUUAAAAUCAAAGCAUGACAGCUCUGCACCUGACCCAGCUCCUGAUUCAGCUGAUGAGGUGAUGCCGGAGGCUGUGCCUGAAGUUGCCUCUGAGCCAGGCCUAGAAAGUACUUCUCAUCCAAAUGUGGACAGAACAUAUUUCCCUGGGCCUCUAGGAGAUGGCCAUCCCGAUCCCUCCCCGCUGGAAGACCUGUCCUCCUGCCCAGCCUCCUGUGGGAGCGGGGUCGUCACCACCGUCACAGUGUCCGGCCGGGACCCCAGGACCGCUCCAAGCAGUUCAUGCACAGCCGUGGCCUCCGCAGCAUCCCGCCCAGACAGCACCCACAUGGUGGAAGCCAGACAGGAUGUGCCGAAGCCUGUCUUGACUUCUGUGAUGGUGCCCAAGUCCAUACUAGCUAAGCCAUCCUCAUCUCCUGACCCAAGAUACCUGUCAGUUCCUCCGUCACCAAAUAUCAGCACUUCAGAAUCACGUUCCCCUCCAGAGGGAGACACGACCCUCUUUUUGUCUCGACUCAGCACCAUUUGGAAAGGAUUUAUUAACAUGCAGAGUGUGGCAAAAUUUGUCACUAAGGCGUAUCCUGUCUCUGGGUGUUUUGAUUACCUCAGUGAGGAUUUGCCUGACACAAUUCACAUUGGUGGGAGGAUCGCACCGAAGACAGUUUGGGAUUAUGUUGGCAAACUCAAGUCUUCUGUGUCUAAGGAGCUCUGUCUGAUCCGCUUCCACCCCGCCACAGAGGAAGAGGAGGUCGCCUAUAUCUCUCUCUACUCCUAUUUUAGCAGCCGUGGCCGCUUUGGUGUUGUAGCUAAUAACAACAGGCACGUCAAGGACCUCUACCUGAUCCCGCUGAGCGCCCAGGACCCUGUUCCAUCCAAACUCUUGCCCUUUGAGGGACCAGGUCUUGAGUCACCACGUCCGAAUAUAAUUCUUGGGUUAGUAAUCUGCCAAAAAAUCAAACGUCCCGCAAACAGCGGAGAGUUAGACAAGAUGGACGAAAAGCGGACCCGACUUCAACAAGAAGAAGCGGACGUUCCGGCCUAUCCAAAAGUAGCCACAGUCCCGCAGUCCGAAAAGAAGCCCUCCAAGUAUCCACUCUACUCUGCAGACACGGCUGUCAGCACCACACCUCCUGGGUCGCCACCCCCUCCGCCCCCUCUUCCAGAACCACCGGUGCUAAAAGUGCUGUCAUCCCUCAAACCUGCAGCCACCAGCCCAGCCACAGCAGCCACAACAUCAGCAGCAGCCUCCACGGCAGCUUCCUCCACCGCUUCGUCUGCUUCCAAAACAGCAUCACCGCUGGAGCACAUCCUGCAGACUCUCUUUGGAAAGAAGAAAUCAUUCGACCCGUCCGCCAGAGAGCCUCCCGGGUCCACCGCAGGUCUCCCCCAGGAGCCCAAAACCACAGCAGAGGACGGGGUGCCGGCACCUCCGUUGUUAGAUCCGAUCGUCCAGCAGUUCGGUCAGUUCUCAAAAGAUAAGGCUCUAGAGGAAGAGGAGGACGACAGGCCAUACGACCCCGAGGAGGAGUACGACCCGGAGAGGGCCUUCGACACUCAGCUUGUGGAGCGAGGGCGGCGCCACGAGGUGGAAAGGGCUCCCGAAGCAGCUGCAGCUGAGCGGGAAGAGGUGGCCUAUGACCCCGAGGAUGAGACCAUCUUAGAAGAAGCGAAAGUGACUGUUGAUGACCUGCCCAACAGGAUGUGUGCCGACGUGAGAAGGAACUCCGCGGAGAGGCCUGCCGAGUCGGUGGCCGGGGCUGCCACGCCCUCCCUGGUGGAGCAACAGAAGAUGCUAGAAGAGCUGAACAAACAGAUCGAGGAGCAGAAGAGACAGCUGGAGGAGCAAGAAGAAGCUCUCAGGCAGCAGAGGGCCGCCGUCGGGGUCUCCAUGGCCCACUUCUCGGUGUCGGACGCCUUGAUGUCUCCACCACCAAAGUCGUCCUUGCCCAAGGCGGAGCUGUUCCAGCAAGAGCAGCAGUCUGCAGACAAGCCCGCCUCACUGCCCCCCGCCAGCCAGGCGUCAAACCACAGGGACCCCCGGCAGGCGAGGCGCCUGGCCGCUGAGACCGGUGAGGGGGACGGGGAGCCUCUCUCCAGGCUCUCGGCACGUGGUGCCCAGGGUGCCCUGCCCGAGAGAGAGGCUUCCAGGGGUGGCCUCGUGGGCCAGGCGCCCAUGCCAGUCCCGGAGGAAAAGGAGCCAGCCUCUUCCCCCUGGGCUUCGGGCGAAAAGCCCCCAGCGGGGUCCGAGCAGGACGGCUGGAAGGCAGAGCCUGGGGAGGGCACCCGCCCUGCCACGGUUGGAGACAGCUCGGCCAGGCCUGCCCGGAGGGUGCUGCUGCCCACACCGCCUUGCGGUGCCCUGCAGCCCGGCUUCCCGCUGCAGCACGACGGUGAGAGGGACCCUUUCACCUGCCCGGGGUUCGCGUCGCAGGACAAGGCUCUCGGCUCAGCCCAGUAUGAGGACCCAAGAAAUCUUCAUUCUGCUGGAAGGAGCAGCAGCCCUGCAGGUGAAACAGAGGGGGACAGAGAGCCACAGGCCAGACCCGGCGAGGGCACCGCCCCGCUCCCCCCACCAGGACAGAAAGUGGGGGGCUCUCAGCCCCCGUUUCAGGGUCAGCGGGAACCUGGACCUCAUGCUUUGGGGAUGUCAGGGCUUCACGGCCCCAAUUUCCCGGGACCAAGGGGGCCAGCCCCUCCGUUUCCAGAAGAGAAUAUCGCUUCUAACGAUGGGCCACGAGGGCCUCCGCCAGCCAGAUUCGGAGCCCAGAAGGGGCCCAUCCCUUCCUUAUUCUCGGGGCAACAUGGGCCACCUCCUUAUGGGGACAGCAGAGGCCCCUCACCCUCUUACCUUGGUGGACCACGAGGAGUGGCACCAUCCCAAUUUGAAGAACGCAAGGAUCCCCAUGGGGAAAAGAGGGAGUUCCAGGACGCCCCGUAUAACGAGGUGACGGGCGCCCCGGCCCAGUUUGAAGGGACAGAGCAAGCCCCAUUUCUGGGAAGCAGAGGCGGCGCGCCUUUCCAGUUCGGAGGUCAGAGAAGGCCACUGCUGUCUCAGCUGAAAGGCCCCCGAGGCGGCCCCCCUCCCUCUCAGUUUGGAGGUCAGAGAGGACCACCCCCUGGUCAUUUCGUGGGCCCAAGAGGGCCCCAUCCUAGUCAGUUUGAAACUGCCCGGGGCCCUCAUCCCAACCAGUUUGAAGGACCCAGAGGCCAAGCGCCUAACUUUAUGCCAGGUCCCAGGGGCAUUCAGCCUCAGCAGUUCGAAGACCAGAGGGUCCAUUCACCACCAAGAUUCACAAACCAAAGGGCGCCUGCACCCCUGCAGUUUGGUGGACUACGGGGGUCUGCACCCUUUUCUGAAAAAAAUGAGCAGACCCCUUCGCGAUUUCACUUCCAGGGCCAGGCCCCGCAGGUGAUGAAGCCGGGCCCCAGGCCCCUGCUGGAGCUUCCCAGCCACCCCCCGCAGCACCGGAAGGACCGCUGGGAGGAGGCCGGGCCGCCCUCCGCGCUCUCCUCCAGUGCGCCCGGACAGGGCCCCGAGGCCGACGGACAGUGGGCAUCGGCCGACUUCCGAGAGGGGAAAGGCCACGAAUACAGAAACCAGACUUUCGAAGGGAGGCAGAGAGAGCGGUUUGACGUGGGGCCCAAAGAGAAGCCGCUGGAGGAGCCCGACGCCCAGGGCCGGGCGUCCGAGGACAGGAGGAGAGAGCGCGAGCGCGGCCGAAACUGGAGCCGAGAGCGGGACUGGGACCGGGCCCGGGAGUGGGACCGACACCGGGACAAGGACUCCAGCCGGGACUGGGACAGAAACCGGGAGAGGAGCGCCAACCGCGACCGAGAGCGCGAGGCCGACCGGGGCAAGGAGUGGGACCGCAGCCGGGAGCGGAGCAGGAACCGGGAGCGCGAGCGAGACCGGAGGCGCGACCGGGACCGGUCCCGGAGCAGAGAGCGGGACCGAGACAAGGCCAGGGACAGGGAGCGGGGCCGCGACCGCAAGGACCGGAGCAAGAGCAAAGAGAGCGCUCGGGACCCGAAGCCCGAGGCCUCGAGGGCCUCCGACGCUGGCACCGCCUCGCAGGCCUAGACGCCCCGGCCGGUAGAGACACCUUUUUAAAGCCACGUUCGUAAGAUGCGUUGAACAAAUAGCUUUUGAAAUAGCCACGAUCUUAGAUUCAGGAUAGAAUAUUCUGGACUUGAACAUUACUGUAAUUUUGUGUAAAUGGUUUCUUACAAGAUUUCACAUCUUUACAAUUCUGAUGCUUUUUUAAAAGAACUAAACUUUAAUAUUUCCAUUUAAAAUUAAAGAAAUGGGAAAUUGCCUACGGAGCAUAUUGCUUUUCAGAUCAUAGUUAUCUUUUCCAAUAACUUUAUUGUAAAUUUUAAGGGAGUUUCAUUGGACCCUAGAGCCAUACCUUCACUGACAUCUCAUCCGUUUGUGUUUCCAAAAGCUGCUUUUACAGGUCUUAGCCGCUGCCCCGGAGGCCGGUGUGGGCGUGACCUGCAGGCGUCCACCCUGCGGCUGCGGGAGAAGUGUUAGUAGCUUGUAUCUGGAGUCUUGAGAAACACAAACCUUACAAAUGCAUCUUUCUUUUGUCAUAAAAUUGGAAUUACAGUUUUCAACUGGGAAACAGAAACACAUUUCUUAGUGUGCUCAGAUUUUAUAUAUCACCUUAUCAAUGUUUUCCAAAAUAUGAUUUAAAGCAACAUCUGUCCUAGUAUAAUUGUUGCAUUUUAAAUAACAAUUUAUUGAAAAAUGUUAAGUUUUACCAGCCUAAAAAAAGUAACAAACCAAUUAAGUGUACUUUGGGGGCAGGGAGGAGUCCUUGAUUCGAAUAAUCAGGAGUUUUGUUGGUCCAAUUUCACCUUCUGAGCAGUUCUUCUGUAUCCCGGGAAAAGUACACUCAGCCCCAAACUGGUAUUUGUCAGACGAUACAUGUAAAAGUUUGUCCUUGAAUGUGGAACAAGACUUGUGUAAAGUCUGAGACGGGAACUAGUGAUCACUAGCUCAAGAACUGCAAAUGAGACAGGAAGCUGUUCACUGUGAAACAGUCUCUUGCUUGUCGUGUAUUUUUCGAGUACUUCUGAAGUGUGAAGUAAAAAAAUCUGGCUAAUUUAUUUGUACAAAUACACUUUGAUAAUUUUUUAUAUUUUCAUAAACUUACUUUUACAGAUGUAUAAUUAAAGAACUUCACUUGUUCUUUGGAGUCUGUUAUUCCAUUGUACGUCACUACAGAUUUUUCACUUUAUAGCACAGAUUUUUUUAAGUUAAGAAAACAUUGAGAAUGUAUCAGUUUGAGAUGUUUGGUGUUGAAAGCCAAGUGUCCAUAGGUUAAAUUACAUUAAAGUAGGUGUCAUGUUCCAACAUCUAGUAUGAUGAGAAGGUUUUGUUUAACAUAUAAAGCAAAUUUUUCUAAUUUAAAUACACAAAUGUAAAAAUCAAGUGUGUUUCUUUAGUUUACUUGAUAGAGAUUCCUGUAAAUUGUAUUUUAUAUUGCGGAGGCUUGUAUCACUGUACAUGAGAACAUGGAACGACCUAGGUUUUGUUACUCGCAGUAGAAUAAACAGCUACAGGAAGUUUC
Messenger RNA from Gorilla gorilla gorilla (western lowland gorilla), 18738 nucleotides. RefSeq names its product death inducer-obliterator 1 (gene DIDO1). Gene Ontology annotation, biological process: positive regulation of DNA-templated transcription; DNA-templated transcription; apoptotic signaling pathway. The transcript is spliced from 16 exons. Bases 10524 to 17243 code for a protein of 2239 amino acids. The record is from RefSeq and is a predicted model, not a curated record. Gene Ontology annotation, cellular component: Set1C/COMPASS complex; nucleus. NCBI's taxonomy places the organism in Eukaryota, Metazoa, Chordata, Mammalia, Primates, Hominidae.